AUGUCGUCAACACCGUCGAGAUCGGGGUCAGCCUCGGCAGCAUCCUCGCACAACGCGAUCAAGCGGCUGUCGAAGGAGCUCGCGGUCUGGAAGAAGGAGUCGGCGACGGAGACGGGGAUCGAGCGGCUGGAGCCCGUCAGCGAUGAUGAGAUGCUCCACUGGGAGGCCGUGAUUAACGGACGGGGUAUAGGCUGUGGUUACGAUGAAGGCCGCUGGCUCCUCGACAUCGCGAUCCCGCCCACCUACCCCCUGCAGCCGCCCAAGAUGUCCUUCCGCACGCCCAUCGUGCACGCGAACGUCGCGCUGCGCGGCGGCGACAUCUGCUUGGACCUGCUGAAGGAGGCGUGGACCCCCGCGUACAGCGUGCUCGAGUGCGUGCGCGCCGUGCGCAUGCUGCUCUCGUGCCCCGAGACCGACAGCCCGCUGAACGUGGACGUGGCGGCGCUGCUGAGGGGCGGGGAUGCGCUGGGCGCGAGGAGGCUGGUGGAGUUUUGGUGCCAGGAUGAGGGCGGCAGGUAUGAGGGGCGGUGA
Hypoxylon fragiforme is the source of this 531-nucleotide messenger RNA. Its product is annotated as ubiquitin-conjugating enzyme/RWD-like protein. NCBI's taxonomy places the organism in Eukaryota, Fungi, Ascomycota, Sordariomycetes, Xylariales, Hypoxylaceae. Bases 1 to 531 code for a protein of 176 amino acids. The record is from RefSeq and is a predicted model, not a curated record. The transcript has 2 exons.